Molecule: messenger RNA, 4822 nt
Organism: Misgurnus anguillicaudatus (oriental weatherfish)
Lineage: Eukaryota; Metazoa; Chordata; Actinopteri; Cypriniformes; Cobitidae
Source: RefSeq, a predicted model, not a curated record
UCAUUAUUUUGCUCGGAAGAAAUUAACGGAGCAGGAAGACAUGACUUUUCAGUGAUAAGAAUUAAUAUUUUAUUGAAAAUGAACAUGACCGAUCAUACUAACCGGAAGCACGCAUGUAAACAAAGGUGGAUCGUUCGGGAUUUCCCCCCCAAUUUUUUGUUAAAACGUGGGAUGCAUUUAGACGAGUGGACCCUUGGUGUUUCUUGGAUUCGUCUGAAAUGAUCAGAACCUAUGAGAUGAUAUAGGAGAGGACAGAGAGGAGAGAGGGGUAUGGAAACGGCAAAUGACCACGAGUCAGGAAUCGAACUCGGGUCGCCGAAAGUGCAAAAGCACCACAUGUCUAAGCGCUGUCCACUAAUAACACCAUCGGCUCCGAAGGAUAUAAAAAAAGAAUGUGUUAUUUCUUUUUGUGAAAUAGAAAAUGCAGAAAACAUGUAGCCUACUGGUUACACCAAAUUAACUGUUUAAUAACACCCUCUUAAUUUAUUUAUUUACUUAUUAUGAUGAUUAUCAUAUGUUGUUGUUGUUAUUAUCAUUUCUAUUAUUUUAAUCUUCUUUUCUUUUGUGGUUUUAAUUUAUUUUUUAAAAUAAUUACUUGUAUAUUAAGUGCGGUUUGUAGGGCUUGAAAUGAAAUAUGUGAAUAUAAGUGUAUUUAUUUAUUUAUUUUAAUGUAAAUAAAUGAAUGUUACUCAUUGAUUCUGUUCAUGCGAUUUUGUGUUUUUAAUCGUGUGUGUGUGUGCGCUGUGUAUUAUCACAAAAGAAAAAAUGUUUAAAAUGUUAUUUUGUGUAAUAAUAAACAAGCAUUAAAUGAGGUGGUAAUGUACAUAUUAUUACACGUAUGUCAUCUAAAACACUUACAGUUAUUUAAAAGCUGGUGACAACUUUACAUACAUUUUAAGUAUUCUUCUUAAAAGCUCAGACUAAAAUAUACAAUGAUCCCCGUUUAAAUCUUUUGAAUAUUUGUCUCUAUGUUUACCUUUAAUUAAUUUCGAAACAUUUUAAACUUAAAGUUUGCAAAUGGAUUUGUCUUUGAGAAAAAAACAAAUGUUAAUGUCUAACACAGUUUGUUAUGAAUGAAAUGCCAGAGAAUUAAAUUUGCCUUAAAAGAUGUUACAUUUAAACUCUUAAGAAUCGAAUUUUUAUUCAAAGUUUAAACCAAGCACACUAAUACAUUAAUAAACAUCAAUUUUCCGAAAAAAAUAUGGCGAUUUAUUUAUUAAAAUCAACACAAAUAGCAAGCAGUACAACAAAUAAUACUGACAUGGCGUGUAAAUAUUAAACACAUAAAUGACAUGGCGUGUUAUUUAUGGCGUGUAAAUAUUAAACAUAAAUAAGAUAAUAUUUUAAAAGAUGUAAUACUUUUUUUUUUCAAAUGUUACAUCAACAUAAGGGCGCUGCAUUCAAAAUAGGUCAGGGGUGUUUACUAAACUUAUCAAUGGACUGAAAGAAAUUUUACCGUUGAAGACUUUUUAUCUGACAUAGAAAAGAUAGACAAUUAAAUAAUACAACUAAUAUUUAUAAAGCAAUUAUCAAAAAAUUAUAAUGAAAAUAUAUAAUGUAUAUGUUUUUAUUGUGGUUGCCAUGGUUUCGCUACAGUAACAAUGGUUAAUUUUCGCAAGGGUGACGCUGUAAUACUGUGAUUAUUACGUAGAGUUUCAGAGGCUAUAAAAGUCAGCGAGCCCUUCAUUAUUUCGUGGGUUUACAGUUCGGCGUGUUUUGGUACUUUCAAGUCCAAGGCUAUUUUCAGCGUUUUUCGUGCUUUUUUGUGUGGUGUUUGUUCUGCGUGUUUGUUUGUUGUUUGUCGUGUGGAUUUUGUGUUUGUCAUGAAUCCCGUUAUCGUUAUUCAACGAGGAUCGCGGAGAUGUAUUUCAGCGGACGAGUUUCUUGCUGAGUUGGACAACGGGUCGACUCUCCUGUUUUUCAAGGAGAAUCGGCCCGUCGUUACAAUCAGUAGAGCCGUUUCUGCUCCUCAGUUCACCGAGCCCUCCGUGGAGGAGGCGCUCAUUGAACCGAGCAGUCCGCAUCAGGAUGCGGAGGCUUCGGUGAGAUCCAGUGUGAUCACGCCACCUCCUCCAGAUUCGACAGCAGAGGAAGCCUGUCCAGAGGAGAAGGCCAUGGUCGAGGUUGAAGGUCCUGAGGAGGAGGCAUCAGGAUCUUCAUCCGACCAUGACCUUUCUCCAGUGUCUGGUUCAGGCUCUGACUCCAGCUCUCUUACUGAAGGGAGUUCCUCUGUUGUGGACAGUUGCAGUGGGGUUGAGCCAUCCACAGAGGCAGCCGGCAGACAUCAGGAGGACGCUCACAGCUCCGACCUGACUCCUGCUGAUGGAGGCGCCGCUCCCCCAUCUCCUGCGUUGCAGACAGCAGAGGAAGCCUGUCAGUCUGCCUCAGUUGCGCCGCCUCAGCCCCAGACGUCUGCGUCCUCUCAGCAAAAUAACGCAGACAAGAUGGAGGCUAGUUUAUCAUCUCUACCUUCACUUCCAGAUGGGUCGACCGCUCCGGUGGCACCCCCUCAGCCACAGCCGUCUUCCUCCUCUCAGCAAACUAGUGCUGACGAUGUGGAGGACAUGAAAGUGGAGACAAGUUUACCAUCUACACUUUCACCUCCUCACAGUCCUGCACCUCCUCCCACCUUUCCUCCUCCUCGGCGUCGGGCCCUCAAGCGUCCGGCUCCUUCAUCACAGGAUGAGAUGGAGCCGGCCGCAAAGAGAGCCAAACUACAGAGGAUGCCAUCCUCCUCUCAGCGAAAUAAAGCAGACGCUGAGGAGGUCCCCUGUUCUCCUGUCUCUCAACAUUCAUCUCCUCACGGGCUGUUGGCUGAGGUCACGCCACCUCCGGCCCAACUUUCACCUCCUCCCGCCUUUCCUCCUCCUCGGCGUCGGGCCCUCAAGCGUCCGGCUCCUCCAUCACAGGAUGAGAUGGAGCCGGCCGCAAAGAGAGCCAAACUACAGAGGAUGCCAUCCUCCUCUCAGCAAAAUAAAGCAGACGCUGGGGAGGUCGACUGCUCUUCUUUCUCUCAACUUUCACCUCCUCAGAGUCAAGCAUCUCCUCCCGCCUCUCGACCUCACCGUCGCCGUCUUUGGCGUCCGGCUCCUUCAUCACAGUAUGAGAUGGAGCCGACGCCAAAGAGACCCAAACUAAAUAGGAUGUCCGCUCUGGUCACGCCUCCUCGGGUCCAGACACCAUCAUCCUCACAGCAAAAUAAAGCAGACACUGCCGUGGCCGACUGUUCUUCAGUUUCUCAACCUUCAUCUAAUAACAGUCGGCCAAGCCCGCAAGUGUCUCCUCCCUCCUUUCCUCCUCCUCAGCCUCGCUCGCGCAAGCGUCCGGCACCAUGCACUUCACAGGAAGCAUCUGAAGGCAUGGUGUCAGAGGCCAAGAGACCCAAACUUGAUGGGUUACUUUAAAAAAAACAAAAACAAGAAGAGGGGGCGAAACCUUACCUCCUCAAACCCCAUCACCAUAUGGAGAAAAAAAAUAAAGAUUUUUUUUAUUAAACAGAGUAGUGGAGAAAACAAAAAUGAGAAAGAUUGUUUGUGACGCAUUCAUUAUGUUCAUUUAUUGCGACAAACUUAAAUGUAAUGUGAUUAUCAGUCACAUCAAAUGAAAAUAGCAAAAAUGACUGUAAACCUAAUAAGACAAAGACCCAAGUUAGGUUGAAAUCACUGGGAGAGAACCUUCACUAAAGUUUCUCAGUUCUCCUUUAAUUCCUAUAGUAACACUAAACAGACAGAUCACAGAUGAGUUUAAACAGUUAACUAACUUCAAAUCAAUUCAAGGUCUUUACAUCUUCUAACAAUCUGAUUAUGAGGUUAAAAGAUCAGAAAGGUUUUCAAACGUCUCUCUACAGCUGACGUAUAAUAUAUGAGAUAUUUCUGACUGCAGCAAUAACUUAUAAAACAUAACACUUAUUUUUAUUUUCAUAAGCAAACAUUGAAGUUGAUCGGUUAUGACGUGGACGACUAAUGAAAACUUGACCGUAAAUCAUUUCUGAAGAGUUUGUUUUUAAUGAACACAGUCAAUAAUCUUUUAUUUAAUAUCUAAAGGUGAAAACGUCUGUAAGGUUUACACUGUAAGAGAGAUCUGUAUAUGAACUGUUGACUGUUAAUGUUUGUAUAUAGCACAUGAUUCACAUUGUUUUCUUUAUCACACUGCAUGCAGGGAUCUUGAUGGCCACAUUAAGGAGGUGUUCAGAGGUAAGUCAUUUUAUUACAAAUGUUACUUUAUAAAUCACUGUUUGAUUAUUAUAAGUCAUUUGAAAUGAUAAACAUCCAGUGAUGCUCUGAAUGAACUGAGAUUUAUUCAUAAAAACAUGAACACACAGUGUUUCUGUUCAUCUCGUGUUAUUCUUGAGUAGAGUAGUAUUUCAUCCUGAAGAGUCUUUAGUUUGAUCAGAUUUAUUAAAGGCAGAUCAGCUGUACCCAUGGAGGUGUACCGCGGGAGGAGCGAGUCAAGAGCAAGCAACACACACAAAACAUUAUCUCACUAUCUCUGUAUAACUUAUGAUUCACUACAUGUUCAUAUCGACGAUUGCCAACAAGACACAGACAUUUGAUGCAGUUGGGACCGCCCCUUUUCAACGAAAUCCAGCUUUAACACACACGCACAACUCCGCUGCUACUCUGUUUCAGGGUUUAUUUUAGUUCAUGACAUUUAUCUUCAGAGGACUUCUGCGCAUGUGUGCACUUAUGAUGAGCGUUCAGCAGCCUUGGAAGCACAUAUUUUGUGCUAUAUUAUAAUGAUAAAGCAGUUUUAUUACAUUUACAGUUGCAAAUAUAAAUUGCUGUCUAUCUCUGUCUUAGAAAAUUUAUGUUUUCUUUUUGAA